AUGUCAGACUACAAACCCACAGAGUACGAAGACCAAGACUCAACCGAGGAACGGCCUGCACCCCCGACUAAACGCAGAAAAUACACCGCUGUAGCCUGUGAUGAAUGCAGGCGGCGUAAACUGAAGUGUGUCCCGGGCCAGACCGACGAUUGCUGCCGGAGGUGUGCGUCCAAAGGGCUGGCCACAUGCAGCUACAAAGCUCUCCGUCAUGACUUUGUAGAUAGAUCUACGUGUGGGAACGAUGUAGUGGCGGCACUGAGUCAAGAUGUAAAGAUUCUGAAGGAUACAAUGAAUGAGUGGAUGGCAGUAGUCAGACAACUCACCACGAAUGGAGCUGCCGAACUUCCUCGGCGUCCCUCCGGAGCUGACCCAACAUCCGAUAACUUCCUGCCACGAGAAGCCCAUGUCCUCGUUUCGCCACAAGGCAUAUCUUGCUCCGAAGCAUUACCGUCUACCUCAGUGACCAAUACUAUAGUGACUCGCGAAACUACCUCAACGCAUGUUGAUCAAAAUGUACCAGAGAAGCCUCAGUUUAUUGGUCUCACUAGAUCUGUCCACGGUGUUGAAGUAGGCGAACAGGUGGAAUUCCCGCAAGUCGAAUUGCCUCCUCCUACCGGACAGCAGUUCCGUUCUUUGUCUCCCAAAGAGCCAGAUCAGUAUUUUGAUGAAGAUUUCUGGAAAGGCUGUAACCCUUCCGAGUUUGCACGCUUAAUUUGCGUCUUCCAGGAAGAAGUGGAAUCAGUAUAUCCAUGCCUGGACACGAAUUAUCUCAUCUCCAACGCGCCUGAGGUCAUCAGGUUAGGCCAGUUACCUAAGGACGCUACUCAAAACAUCACUGACAGGCAGGAUUCGUGCAUCGGCUUAAAGGAUUUACAGCUUGCCAAAAUUGCUAUUGCUACAGCAAUGGUAAUCGAAGGACAUGGGAAGAGUGAUAACAGCACAGCAAUGGUUAUCUCGGUCGAACGGAGCGUCAUGAGCAUUCUGCAACCAAGUUCCGGCCUGAAGGACUUGCAGUUGCUUAUUCUUCUAAGUAUAUACUACUUUCAUAUCGACGAGGAUCUACUCGCUUGGCGAAUCAUAGGCCACGCCUGUCGUGAAGCACUUGUCCUAGGCCUGCAUCGGCGAAUCACGCUAUUCGAAACGUUUCCUAUUAAAGAGCACCGCGAUUUGGCUGUGAGAGUCUUCUGGACCAUCUAUGUGCUUGACCGGCGCUGGAGCUUUGGCACCAACCUGUCAUUUGCAUUGGUGGAUCGUGAUAUUGACGUGGAACUGCCAGAGCCGGGCCAGGAUUGUGCAUACCUCCAAUGCAUGGUCGGAUAUGGACGCCUAUGUUCGACUAUGUGGGAUGCACUGAUGCCCUUUGGGUUCCAUGCCAAUGAGAAUCCCGAAGAAAAAACAACAGAACUUGACACAAAGACCCAAGAAUGGCUAGAGUCAAUCCCUGUGCAACUCCGACUCUGUCACCCGCGGCUCGGUCUGGCUACCCGGGCACAGCCUCCCGUCUUGCACAGAUUGCGGGCCUUGCUCUACUUAAGAGGCAACCAUUUUCGCAUACUGAUAUACCGAUACUAUCUCCUUGGGCCAAAUCGGAUCAGGAACUCGUAUCGCAACGCAUGGUUAGCUGUCGAAAUUGCGCAAGACAGCAUCCAAGUGCUAGUCCAUCUCAACGAUUCCUCGGAUAUUUACCGACGUCAGCAGGCCGCUUUCAAUUACUUCUUGCUUAGCGCCCUGGCUAUUCUUUUCCUAGCCGUUUGUAACGACCCCGAAACCUUUGCAGCACCGUCCAAAGCCGGGGGAGUCGCAGACUUUGGAGCAGCGUCAGAGGCAUCAUCCCCCGGCUUCGUCGGCUUGAGAGUCGCAGAACUGAGGAUGUCGCCCAACAGGAUGUAG
Trichoderma breve is the source of this 1890-nucleotide messenger RNA. RefSeq names its product fungal specific transcription factor domain-containing protein. Gene Ontology annotation, cellular component: nucleus. Gene Ontology annotation, molecular function: zinc ion binding; RNA polymerase II cis-regulatory region sequence-specific DNA binding; DNA-binding transcription factor activity, RNA polymerase II-specific. The coding region runs from base 1 to 1890 and encodes 629 amino acids. Gene Ontology annotation, biological process: DNA-templated transcription; positive regulation of transcription from RNA polymerase II promoter by galactose. The transcript has 7 exons. NCBI's taxonomy places the organism in Eukaryota, Fungi, Ascomycota, Sordariomycetes, Hypocreales, Hypocreaceae. The record is from RefSeq and is a predicted model, not a curated record.